Hippocampus zosterae (dwarf seahorse) is the source of this 946-nucleotide messenger RNA. RefSeq lists its product as uncharacterized. NCBI's taxonomy places the organism in Eukaryota, Metazoa, Chordata, Actinopteri, Syngnathiformes, Syngnathidae. Gene Ontology annotation, biological process: DNA integration. Gene Ontology annotation, molecular function: methyltransferase activity; 2-oxoglutarate-dependent dioxygenase activity; nucleic acid binding. Bases 44 to 946 code for a protein of 300 amino acids. The transcript is spliced from 5 exons. The record is from RefSeq and is a predicted model, not a curated record.
UGCGGUCGGAGGUCUUGCAGUGGGGACACGGGUCUAAGGUCGCAUGUCAUCCUGGGGUGAACCGGACUAUACAACUCGUCGCCCAGCGGUUCUGGUGGCCGGAGCUCCGGAGGGACGUGACGGACUUCGUCAGUGCCUGCACCUCCUGCGCCUGCGGCAAGUCCUCACGCCGGCCCCCGGCGGGGUUGCUCCAGCCGUUGCCCGUUCCGCCUCGUCCUUGGUCCCACAUCGCCCUGGACUUCGUGACGGGCCUACCGCCAUCCCGUUGCCCUCGGCGCUGGAGACCGCCGACCUCCUUAUCCAGCACGUCUUUCGCCUCCACGGUAUUCCACUGGACAUUGUCUCGGACCGUGGGCCCCAGUUCGUAUCCCGCGUCUGGAAGCGGUUCUGCCGGUCCCUCGGGGCCACGGCCAGUCUGACCUCGGGGUACCACCCCCAGUCCAAUGGACAAGCCGAGCGUGCCAACCAGGAUCUGGGGGCAGCCCUCCGCUGUCCCCCUUCAUGGCCGCCUACGGGUACCAGCCGCCGCUGUUCCCGUCCCAGGAGGGGCAGGUGGAGGUCCCCUCUGUGCAGCACCACCUUAAGCGGGCCCAUCGCGUGUGGAAGGAGGCCCGGGCUGCGUUGUCCCGCACGGCGACCAGGAACCAGCGGAUCGCGGAUCGUCGCCGGCGCCCUGCUCCUUCGUACGUGGUGGGACAGAAGGUGUGGCUGGCAACGAGGGAUCUUCGCCUGGCCGGCACGUCUGCGAAACUGGGACCCCGGUUUACUGGACCAUUCGAGUUCAGUGGAUGACACAGUCAACAUGAGGCUGCACAUUAUCCGGGAACCCUGGGAACAAGGGCGCAGGGAUGAACUGAAGUGGGAGACUAACAUCAACUCUAUCUUGAAAAAGACACAGCAGAGAAUGUACUUCUUGCAACUGUUGAGGAAGUAUGGUCUGCCAUAA